Molecule: messenger RNA, 4463 nt
Organism: Stegostoma tigrinum
Lineage: Eukaryota; Metazoa; Chordata; Chondrichthyes; Orectolobiformes; Stegostomatidae
Product: zinc finger protein 271-like
Exons: 2
Coding region: 2104-3456 (450 amino acids)
Biological process (GO): regulation of transcription by RNA polymerase II
Molecular function (GO): DNA-binding transcription factor activity, RNA polymerase II-specific; RNA polymerase II cis-regulatory region sequence-specific DNA binding
Source: RefSeq, a predicted model, not a curated record
AGGAGCAGCUUUUAUACAAAUUGUAUCCCAUAAUAUCCACAUCAGUCUUCAGGCAGUCUGACUGUCCUGUGGACAAUCAGGGGUGGAAAUGUCCCUUAUGCUGUGUGAGAAGAUCCAGCUGAGAGAGCUGUUUACUCGGUGCUUUGUGCUGAACUGUUAGACUGGAGCUGUGUGUUGGAUAUUGAGUGUGUUUAUUGGAAGCAUUUCCCUUCUGAUUUCCAGCCUGUGUUUUGUUGAUGGCUUAUUCCUGAAUAUGACAGAGGAAGGAGGAGGUCGGGUUUGAUCAUCCUGGAUAUUUUUUGAAUAUGGCAAACUCUUUAACCCUGUGUCUGGACUGAGUUCCAACAUGGUCAAGAAAGAAAUAAAACAGAAAAUUCUGGAAAAGCUGAGUAGGUCAAGCAGCACCUGCGAGGAAAGUGAAACAGAGUUAAAGUUUUGAUUGGAACUAGGAUAAGUUAGAGUUAGAAUAGGUUUAAAUGAAAGGCAUAAGGAAGGUUGGCGACGGGAGAGAAAUGACAGAAAUGUGAGUGCACCAUGUUCAAAUGGAAUGGAGAUGGGUCAAAAAUGAAACAAAGAAACAAAAGAUGUACUGAGAGAAGGUGUUGUUGACUGAAAGAACAAAUAAUGAAACAAGCAAAGAAAAGGAAACGAAAGGGCACAGAGUUUACAAUUUGAAAUCGUUGAACUGAAUGUCAAGUCCGUGAGUGGCUGAUCAGAAGUAUUUAUCUUGAUCAAUGCAGUUCCUCUGUCUUCAACACAUCUGUCCUAAUAAUGCAACCCUCCACAACAUAUUGUCUAAAAUUACAAAGCGGUCUUGAUCAAUUGGGUCAAUGGGCUGAAGAGUGGCAGAUGAAGUUUAAUUACGAUAAAUGUGACGUUUUGGUCAAACAAAAAAGGGCAAGACUUAUAUAAUUAAUGAUAGGCCUUGGGUGGUGGUGUAGAACAGAGAGAACUAGGGGUCCGGCAUAUGACAUUUUGAAAGUUGCAUCGCCUACGUGCCAGACAGGGGGCGGAUGCCUGCCUCAUCAGCCUGGACCAGGAGAAGGCCUUUAACAGGAUGUCACAUAUGGACACAAGAGAUGUACAUUCUGUCCAAAUUGGGCUUUGGGGAGGGCAUCUGCAAUUGGAUCUGACUGCUCUACACCAACAUGUUUAGCACAGUCUCAAUCAAUGGGUGGAAAUCAGAAAGCUUCCUGAUCAGAUCUGUAGUCAGGCAGAGCUGUCCACUCUCUCCUGCCUUGUUUGUGUGCUGCAUAGACCUCUUUGCUGUGUCAAUCAGGAAGGAUGUGAGCCUGAGGUGGGUGACUAUCCCAGGCAGCGGAGGCCUGCAGGUCAAGACCUCCCUGUACAUGGAUGAUGUUGCCGUUUUCUGCACCAAUUCACAGUCGGUGAGUAGGCUCUUGAGCAUCUGUGACCAGUUUGAACUGGCCUCCAGUGCCAAAGUCAAUAGGGGUAAGAGCGAGACCACGUUCAGUGGGGAAAGAGCAUCGUGUAAGGCCCGUCUGCUAAAAUGUAACAGGGAGUCCAUUUAGGAACCAGGCCCAGCUGAUGCCUCGUCAGGACGUCAAUUGUGACUAUAGGGAGAGAUGAACACUGGAGUUCGUUUCAGUUGGUGAAUGUACUUCCAAGGUAACCUGGAAUGGCUAGCAUUAUCGGAAGGAUUGCACUGUACUACACUAGAGAAUACAGAGAGGACAGACACUGCUGAUAAAUCUUGACCAUCACCCAAGGAAUGACUACUCAGUUUUGGGAAGACAUCCAGUCCCUCAACAGCAUUGUUGAAAUCAGAGGAUUUUGGACAAUGAAACCAUCAUAUGGAAAUUGUUCAGGUCAGGGGAACUUUCAUAUAUCAUAAGAUCUGAAACUGGUCAGUGAUGUGGAGCCUUCCUUUCACAGCCACCCUUUCUGAAGGUUUAACAAUGGUCAGUCGAUCAGGGUGAGACUGGAAAGAUGUGAGCAUCUCUAAGUGUGGGAAGACCUUCAAUCAUUCAUCGAGCCUCAUGAACCACUGACUCAUUCCUACAGAUAAGAGAGUGUUUAGUUGAGAGGUUUGUGAGGAGGGUCCCAUGAUAUCAUAAUAUCAUGCAACUUUUGAACUGAACCAUGGAAGAAGGUCUAUUUGAAUGCGAGGCGCGUGACCAAGAUUUUGGACAGGCCUCGAAUCUCCACACACAUGAAAGCAUUCAUAUUGGGGACAAGGCAUUUUCAUGUGAGGUCUGCAACAAAACCUUCUCGCAGUCAUCAAACCUCCGUGUACACCAACGCAUCCAUACGGGGGAGAAACCAUUCAUGUGCAAGAUUUGCAAUAAAUCAUUUGGAUAUUCAUCAACCCUCCGUGAACACCAUCGUAUUCAUACAGGUGAGAAACCAUUCAGAUGUGAAGUUUGUGACAAAUCUUUCUCCCGACUAUCAAACCUCCGACAACACGAACGUAUUCACACUGGGGAGAAACCAUUUACAUGUGCGAUUUGUGACAAAUCAUUUUCUUGGUUAUCCAACCUCCAUGAACACCGACGCAUUCACACAGGGGAGAAACCGUUUACAUGCGAAGUGUGCAACAAAUCAUUCCCAUACUUAAUGAACCUCCGGGUACACCAACGGAUUCACACAGGAGAGAAACCAUUCACCUGUGAGGUGUGUGACAAGGCUUUCACACAGUUAUCACACCUGCUGGUCCAUCAAACGAUCCACACGGGAGAAAAGCCCUUCAAAUGUGAGGUCUGUGAUAAAGCUUUCACAACUUCGACCAGGCUUCUGAUGCACCACAGCAUUCACACGGGACAGAAACCCUUCAAGUGUGAGUUCUGUGAGAUGUCUUUCACACAAUGUUCUGAACUCCUGACGCACCAAAGGACUCAUACAGGGGAGAAACCCUUCAAGUGUGACGUGUGUGGCAAAUCCUUCUCACAGUCAUCUAAUCUCCAUGCACACCAACGUAUUCACACUGGCGAGAAACCAUUCAUGUGUAAGGUGUGCAACAAAUCCUUUUCCCGAUCUUCAAACCUUCGUGCCCACCAACAUAUCCACACGGGGGAGAAACCAUUCACAUGCGAGGUGUGUAACAAAUCAUUCUCACACUCAAUGAACCUCCGUGUACAUCAACGUAUUCACACAGGGGAGAAGCCAUUCACAUGCAAAGUGUGUGACAAAGCAUUCACACAAUUAUCAAAUAUCCUGAGGCAUCAAGCAGUUCACACAGGAGAGAAACCCUUUAAAUGUGAGGUUUGUAAUAAAACUUUCACAACAUCUACCAGGCUUCUAAUGCACCACAGCAUCCACACGGGAGAGAAACCAUACAAGUGCGAGAUUUGUGAGAAGGCUUUCACCCAAACCUCCGACCUCCUGAGGCACCAAAGGAUUCACAAAGAGCACAAUCUGUUUAACUGUGAGGUGUGUAACAAGGGCUUUGGACAAUCCUCGAGUCUAGUGUGUCACCAGAUCAUUCACACAAGGUAGUAGCUAUUAACAUGCAAGUGGAUGAUAAAGCUUCCAAUAACAUCUUUAAGCUCCUGGGAUAUCAGACGAUUUAUGUGCGGAGAACACAUCAGGUGAAAUGUUGUGACGAGGCUUUUACCCACUCCUCUGAACUCCUAAAGCACCAAAAAAUCCACAUUGUGAGAAAUAUUUCAGGUAUGAGAUGUGUGACAAGUCUUUUACACAUCCAGCAACGUACACCCACACAAACAAAGGCCCACGGGAGAAAUCCUAUCAUAGACAGUUGUCACUCCAAUUGAAAGAGUCAAACUGGAUUCUCUGGGGUGUAAUGAUCCAUUGAUUCAUUGAGUUUGUUCCAUCAUUCAAUUAGGUCGUAAUCAAUCUGUAUCUUAACUCUGCCUGCCUUGACUGUGUAACCCUUAGUCCCCUUGCCGGACAGUAAACCCACCAAUCUCAGUUUCGAAAGUUUCAGUUGACACCCCAACAUAAACUUAUUUUUGUGGGGAGACUGUUCCAGAUUUCUUCAGAAUGAAGGGUCACUGGACUCAAAACAUUUAACUUUGCUUUCUCUCCACAGAUGCUACCAGACUUGCUGAGUAUCUCCAGCAAUUUUCUUUUGUUGUUUCAGAGGAACACUUUGUAUUGUGGUAUUCUGAGCGAGUUUCCCCGAUGCUAAUGGGUAUGGGGUAGAAUCAGACCCUGCUCUGGUUUUUGUGAUAGAUCCUCUUCACGAGACGGGUGUUUACCUCAUAUCAUGGGGAAUGUUUGUACUAACCUGUCUGGGAGGACUACGAUCCUGAGAAUGGUGAGGGAGUGGGGUUUAGUCUCUACAAACCUGAGAUCCCUCAGCCCAUCAUACCUCCAUGUUAUAACUGUUCACUUUACACUCUUCCAAGAUUCAUUUCGUAUUCUGGGAAAGCUCUUAAGUCAUUUUUAAAUGCUUUGUUAUUUCGGCUGAAUAGCAUUCAAUAUUGCUGUACCUAUAAUCUUCUGUACAGAUUUAUAACUCACAAUAAAUGACAUUUGAU